GGUGCCCCCAGCUCUCAGCCUCACAUCAUCUUCAUCCUGGCCGACGAUCAGGGCUUCCGAGACGUAGGGUACCACGGGUCGGAGAUCAGGACGCCCACCCUGGACAAGCUAGCUGCCGAAGGGGUUAAACUGGAGAACUAUUACGUCCAGCCUAUGUGCACGCCGUCCAGAAGCCAAUUUAUCACGGGGAAGUACCAGAUACACACCGGCCUCCAGCACUCCAUCAUACGGCCAACCCAGCCCAACUGCUUACCUCUGGAUAACGUCACGCUACCUCAGAAGCUGAAGGAGGUUGGGUAUUCCACGCACAUGGUUGGCAAAUGGCACUUGGGGUUUUACCGCAGAGAAUGCAUGCCCACGCAGAGAGGAUUCGACACUUUCUUCGGCUCGCUCUUGGGCAGCGGCGACUAUUACACUCACUUCAAAUGUGACAGCCCUGGGAUAUGUGGCUACGACCUGUACGAGAACGACAACGCAGCUUGGGAUCAGGACAACGGCAUCUACUCGACGCAGAUGUACACGCAAAAAGUGCAACAAAUCUUAGCUUCGCAUAGCCCCAGGAAACCUCUAUUCUUAUAUAUCGCUUACCAAGCUGUUCAUUCGCCCCUUCAGGCACCAGGCAAGUAUUUUGAACAUUAUCGAUCGAUAAAUAACAUCAACAGGCGAAGAUACGCCGCGAUGCUGGCUUGUUUGGAUGAAGCCAUAAACAACGUAACCCUUGCGUUAAAGAAGUACGGUUACUAUGAGAAUAGUGUUAUCAUAUAUUCUUCAGAUAAUGGUGGGCAGCCAAUGGCCGGAGGAAGUAACUGGCCUCUCCGAGGAAGCAAAGGGACCUAUUGGGAAGGAGGUAUCCGUGCUGUGGGGUUCGUCCAUAGCCCCCUUCUGAAAAACAAAGGGUCUGUGUGCAAGGAGCUUGUGCACAUCACAGACUGGUUCCCUACCUUGAUCACGCUGGCAGAGGGGCAGAUCGAUGAAGAUAUCCAGCUGGAUGGCUAUGAUAUAUGGGAAACCAUUAGCGAAGGCAGGCGUUCUCCACGGGUAGACAUCUUACACAACAUUGACCCGAUUUACACCAAAGCCAAAAAUGGGUCCUGGGCGGCUGGCUAUGGGAUCUGGAACACUGCGAUUCAAUCUGCCAUCAGAGUGAAUCAUUGGAAACUACUGACGGGAAAUCCGGGAUACAGCGACUGGGUACCUCCACAGGCCUUCAGUAACGCGGGCCCCAACCGCUGGCACAACGAACGCGUUUCUUGGUCAGCUGGCAAAACGGUGUGGCUUUUCAACAUAACUGCCGAUCCCUAUGAACGCGUGGACCUCUCUGCCAGGUAUCCAGACGUAGUGAAGCAGUUGUUGCAGAGGCUUUCACAGUUCAACAAGACUGCGGUUCCUGUUCGAUACCCACCUAAGGACCCUCGGAGUAACCCAAAGCUGAACGGAGGAGUCUGGGGUCCGUGGUUUAAGGAGGACGAAAAGAAAAAGAAAUCAGAUAAAAGUAAAGGUGGCAAUAAGCAAAAGAAGAACAAGAACAAGAAGAAAGCAAAUCGGAAAAAAGGGCAAUCAUUACAUUGCCGUUCACGUCUUGCUGGUGGAUAA
This is a messenger RNA of Egretta garzetta (little egret), 1593 nucleotides long. It is a transcript of the gene ARSJ, whose product is annotated as arylsulfatase family member J. The record is from RefSeq and is a predicted model, not a curated record. Bases 154 to 1593 code for a protein of 479 amino acids. The transcript has 2 exons. Lineage: Eukaryota; Metazoa; Chordata; Aves; Pelecaniformes; Ardeidae.